AUGUGGUGGCCUUUGGAGAAUAUGCUCAUGGUCUUCAUGGUGGUGGUCUGGUGGCCUUUUGUGGUGGUGGCUUCGUGGCUCUCUUCAUGCUCUUGGUGGCUGGCUUGCUCUUGGUGUUUGGUGGCUCUCUUCAUGCUUGUGGUGGUGGUUGGUGGCUCUCAACAUGCUUUUGGUGGUUGGUGGCCCUCUUCAUGCUCUUGGUGGCCUGCUGAUGUGAUGUUGGAAUAUGGUCGGGGUGUGGUUUUUUAUUAA
Meloidogyne enterolobii is the source of this 252-nucleotide messenger RNA. NCBI's taxonomy places the organism in Eukaryota, Metazoa, Nematoda, Chromadorea, Rhabditida, Meloidogynidae. The record is from the annotation of a GenBank genome assembly.